CAGGCAGCAGGGGCCUGGAAGGGGUUUGACCCCCAUUAUCAUUGGUUAGACCCCAUGAGGGCUGCUCAUUCCACUGGGGCUCCCAGUGCACAGCUGGGGACUGGAGCUAUCCAAGGAGCUGGAGGCCAGGCUUACAGGAAUCCCCCACCCUCUACUUCUGCAUCACCCAGCCCUUGGCCGGCUGGUGGGCUGCCUGCCAGGCUGUCCGAAAACGAAAGCAAGGAAUCCAGAGAUAAAUAGGAGCAGCCUCAGCACGAGGCAGCAGUGUGUGUUCUGCUCCCAAGCCUUGUCCUGCUCCCAAGCCUUGCUCUGCUCAGUGCCCGUGGCAGCACCAUGGCUCUCCGCACCUUCCUGCUGCUGCUGCUGCUGGCUGCCGCCCUCCUCAUCACCCAGGCUCAAGGCAUUGGAAGCUCAGCCUCGGACUGCUGCCUGAAGCAUAGCCAGAAAGCCAUCCCCAGUGGCGUGGUGACAUCCUACCGCCUCCAGGGACCCGAGUCAGGAUGUUUGCUUGAUGCUGUUGUGUUCACCACCAAGAGGAACAGGAAAAUCUGUGCCUCUCCCACUGAUGGCACUAUCCAGAAGUUGAUGCAGCACCUGGACAAGAAGGCCAAAAAUGAGAAGAGCAAGAAGAAGGGGCAGACCCAGCGUCCCAGGGGCAGAGCCAAGAAGCAGAGGCGACAGCAGGUCUAAGUCAGGCCUGAAGAGGACGGAUGCCUUCCCACUGGUGACUGACCCGGCCCGGCAAUGGCAACGGCGACGGACAUACACAAACCACACACCCACCCACCCGCCAGCCCCAGGGCGGGGAUGGGGCAGGCUGAGGAGGAUUCCCUCUGCCCCAAAACCUCUUUGUUGCUGCUAUGCCUGACACAGAGAUCCCCCGGCACCUGCAGUGCCUGGGUGCUCUCAGCAAAGCAGGCACCCAGGUCCCCACUUGUCCCACAGCCAAAUAAGUGGGGACCUGGGGGUGGGAGCUGAUCCAUGGCCUCCAGAGGGAAGUGGAUAGGCUUCCCACUGAAUGGGAGUUAUUUAGCCUAGAAGGAUGGACGCUUUUCUUAUGACUUUUUUGGGGGGAUAUUAUACAUUUGUAUUUAUAUUUGAAAACUGUGCUUUCAUUCAGUCUUCCUGAAAGGCUUUGCUUCUGUCUCCUUGUGCUUCACAAAGUAGCCUUUAUGCUGCAGGCUAGAUUUUCUGGAAAAUUUCUCUUAUUUUUCUACCAAAUAAACCAUGGCUGCAUUUUAUUUUCCUCUCAUCUCUUUGCUCCUUCUUGGCUCGCAAGGCUGAACUAGGCAGGUCCCAAGUCCUGUGGCCCUACUUGAGCUGCUGGCUGGGUGCUUCUUUGCAGAGCAAUUAAUAGCAGCUGAGAUGGAGACUUUUGGGGUAACAGUGGUAAGAGUGUGGCUCUAUGUUUGUACUGUUCUAAUGUUUCAGGUUUUAUGGUGCACUGUUGCAUUGUAGUUUGGGUAAAGAUAGCCACAAUUUGUCCCUUUAGUUUUUUUAUUUUCUUUUUUAGGUACGACAUUUCCAUGAAAUCAGAACUAAUUGUUCAAUUUAGUAGAAUUAUACCCUUUUAGCUCCCCUGGCUACAAAAUUGCAAUGAAAUCAGAACAAGUUGUUCAGUUUAGUGGAAUUUUACCCUUUUCUUUCCCCUGGCUUUGCUUGUGUCAGGGGUUCAGACACUAUUAAGACAAAUGCUUAGUUUCCUGGGGGAAAAAAAAAAGCACCAGCAACUCUGUUAUACUUACUUGCCAAAUCUGAAGAGCUCACAUGGUGAAAAACAUGUGAGUCUGCGAAGGUGGGGGAAUAAAAGAUUUUGUAAAAUUCAUUGUAGACAUCCUGCAGCUGAGCAGCUCUAUCCCAAACCUUUAGUGAGAGAAGUCACUAAGUCAAGGGCACCUUUAGGUGAGACUGCAAGUGAAGGUGGGACAGAACCCCGGGACAGGGCUGGGGGGAAAUUGGCAUCUCCCUGUGCUUGCAACCUGCUCUCCCUGGCAUGCUGAGAAGGAGCAAAUUGAACAGAUGUACUAGAGCAUCACUGCUAUCCGCUUGCAGAGAUUUUGAAUGUGGACUUUGGUCAGUAAAGGUCUAUUAAGUCAUAUAAAUGCAAUAAUAGGAUUUGCAGAGCUUAACACUAUCAGCACAGGCUGUGUGUUUUUUGGCGUAAAGCUUGUACCUGAGUAUUUCUACUAAGUAUGUAUCUGGCUUGACUGCUUUAUUAAGAGGGCAUUUAGAUCUAUCAUUUUAAGAUUGUGCAAAGUAACUGUGAAUUCAAAGAUACUGGCCCUGAGCAUGGGACAGGCACUGAGCUGUCUCCUUGCUGCUGCCUCCUCCACAAUGAACAUGUGGCUGUCUGCCAGACCAGCUUUUGGACAGGAUGUGUGGCAAUAAAACAUAUUCUUUAUAACCA
Messenger RNA from Poecile atricapillus (Black-capped chickadee), 2407 nucleotides. RefSeq names its product C-C motif chemokine 21-like. Gene Ontology annotation, molecular function: CCR chemokine receptor binding; chemokine activity. NCBI's taxonomy places the organism in Eukaryota, Metazoa, Chordata, Aves, Passeriformes, Paridae. Gene Ontology annotation, cellular component: extracellular region. The coding region runs from base 334 to 690 and encodes 118 amino acids. The record is from RefSeq and is a predicted model, not a curated record. Gene Ontology annotation, biological process: inflammatory response; chemokine-mediated signaling pathway; G protein-coupled receptor signaling pathway. The transcript is spliced from 5 exons.